Linderina pennispora is the source of this 835-nucleotide messenger RNA. RefSeq lists its product as uncharacterized. Gene Ontology annotation, molecular function: calcium-dependent protein serine/threonine phosphatase regulator activity. The transcript has a single exon. The coding region runs from base 40 to 798 and encodes 252 amino acids. NCBI's taxonomy places the organism in Eukaryota, Fungi, Kickxellomycota, Kickxellomycetes, Kickxellales, Kickxellaceae. Gene Ontology annotation, cellular component: cytoplasm; nucleus. Gene Ontology annotation, biological process: calcium-mediated signaling. The record is from RefSeq and is a predicted model, not a curated record.
GCAUUUCGGCUCUUCUUUUUAGUGAAUUGACCUCCACCAAUGACCACCAAUUUCACACCCAAGCCCGAGGCGACAAAUUCGCUGGUCGUCACCUUCGACCACUACAGCAAUACAGCAGCAGACGCCCUGCACGCAAAGCUCUCCGAGUGCGGCACGCUGUGGCAUUUCGCCAAGCUACCGUCAUUUGCGCGGUGUCUGGCGGUGUUCACGGAGACCGGCAAUGCGCAGACAGCAAUGCGCACUUUGAACCGCACAGCGGCCCUGGACACAAACCACAUGUACAUGUAUUAUUCAAUGCACACGUCGUUGCAGCAGGCGCAGGACAAUUUUCUACAUGUACCCGCGGAGGAGAAGCUGUGGCUGAUAUCGCCGCCGGGAUCGCCGCCGAUCGACUGGCGGCAGACGCGGGAGGAGCCGCCGAACAGCAGGCAUCUGGAGAGGGGACUAGAGCGGGCGCUGCGGGAGCUGGGGUCGGGUGGGUUUGUGCUGGAUCCGCAGGAGGUGGAGGACUAUGAGAGUGCAGAGGAGGGGCUGGACGGGUUCAGUCUGGAUGGGCCGCGGCAGCAGAUCAGCAAGGGCGGAGUAGACGAGGAGAGCGACGAGGAGGAGAUUGCAGGGGCGAUGCAGCGCAGCCGGAUUGAUGGGCGGGAGGACCAUCUGCCGACGAUUUUUAUCCAAAACUACGAUACGCAGCAGGAUGGUGGCAGGCUGCAGAGUAGCAUGCUUAUUGCGGAUCGGCCGCCAACGCCGAGCUGUGUUGGCCGGAUGUACCAGCCCACGGCGCGACCGCCAAUGUAGGGUGUUUAGAGAGGGUUCAGUAAAAAAAAGGCAGUAG